Closterium sp. Naga37s-1 is the source of this 1566-nucleotide messenger RNA. The record is from the annotation of a GenBank genome assembly. NCBI's taxonomy places the organism in Eukaryota, Viridiplantae, Streptophyta, Zygnematophyceae, Desmidiales, Closteriaceae.
AUGGACAUCGGAUGGUCGCUGAACCGCCUGUGCUGCUUGCGUGGCCGAGAGCCCUACCCUCGCUACUCCUCUUCCCGCUGCCUCCCUUGUACUGCCUUCGUCCUCGAUCCCCUCGUCUUCGCUUGGAGGGAGGGAUUCUUCCCUAUAAGAUGGAUGGUGAUUGCUGGUGCAUCUGAGCCAUCGCCAGUGCGCGCUGCCGACUGGUCGGCUGUGGUCGCCCAGCCUCAGUCGGGGCCCGGAAAGGCGACCAUGCCGACGGAGCCCCCUGUACCGCCGGCUCCGACGCCCUCGACAACAGUCGCUGAAAAGACUCUUCCCCACGCACCCGCGGAUCCCCUUGCCGUGUCGGGGGCUGGCCCGUCUGUUCCUGCGGCUACUCCGUCCGCUCCGCCGGCUGCUCCUGUUCCCCUGGCCCUCUUCGUCGAGCCGUUGGUGCCUGCUCCUGCUGGGGGUGUUGCUGAUCCCCCAGUUCUUGUCCCUGGCGCGCCCAUUGCACCGCCUGCUUCUGUCCCCGACGCGCCUGUACCGGCUUCUGUUCCGUCGACAAAUGCGGCGUCCGCCACCACUGGCGGCCCGGCUCCGUCGGUUGCGCCCUCAGCGGCGGGGCAAUCCGCGCCUGCUGUGGCGCCGGUGGCCCCGGCAGGUCAGCCGUUACGUCUCCCGUCGCCUGACCGCCGACCGUCUCGCCCUCAUUCCCCCUCGCCCCACCAGGAUCGCAAGUCGUCUCGUCGCCGUCGAGAUUCUCCGCGGCGAUACCAGCAGCAGCCUCACUGGCCUGCUCGCCCCGGUGGUCAGGGGGACGGGAGGGGUCCCCGCGGGCGCGGUGGUGGUGGGGGGUACCGCCCGCUGGUGACGAUGGCAGAUCUUCAGCGGGAAGUGUCGAGGGCGGUACGUGAGGAGAGGGCGUCGCAGAGCCAGAGCAGUUCGAUGCGCGCCUCGCCGGCCCAAGAGGCUCCACGCCAGCCUGUGCUCCCGUCGAGUCCACCGCCUGUCGCUGCACCCCCUCCUCAGGUUCACAUCCCAACGGCUCCUGCUGCGUACGCGCCCGCCUCUGGAGCGCGUCUUCGCUUGCCGCCGGUUCCGCCUGUUGCGGGGGUGGAAUUUGCGGCCGCUGGUGGCGGCGCAUUUGCGACGCAGUAUUCGCAUCCCUCUGAUGAGGAUCAGCCGCUCCUGUUCCUGGCGGAGGCGCUUCAGCCUCCGCAGACUCGUGUUCCGGAGGCGACACUCGGCCAACUCCAUCGCCUCGCUGAGAGUCUUCACGCGCUGCUGCUGAUUCAGGUGGUUGCACAUUCGUCUCUCCCCGUAAUCCCUCCUGAGUCAUUCCGUGGCCGCCAGCGUGACACCUGCCUGGACGCGGCAGACCAGCUCGCGGUGCUCCUGGCGCCCGUGCUGGCUGCGCCCGCGGAGGGAGGCGCUGCUGCUGCGGGACAGCUUGACGAGGCUGUCCGGGGCCUGAGGCGGCACUUGCGCGCUGGAUCUGGAGCCGGCGCAAGCACGCUUGUGGUCCGGGAGCUGUGGCGCUCCCUGACGGGCGUUCUUCACGCCCUUGGAGCGCACCGCAUGUAG